AUGACCAUUCGCGCGGCCAAGUUCACGCCCGAGGUACUCCUCAGCGCACCUCGCCGCUCGGAUGGCGUGCCCAACUCAGACGCCUCCAAAGUGCUGUACAGCGUCUCAACGUACAGCUUCGCGGAGCAUUCCAAGAAGUCCGAGAUUCGCGUCCUAGAUGUCAAGUCGCAGCAGACGGCUCUGGUGACCGACGAGAAGGGCGCGAGCGAGCCGCACUGGUUGGACGAUGAGACGGUGCUGCUGUUGAGUGAGGGUGACGGCGGGCUCACGAGUGUCAAGGUUGGACCUGCAGAAGGCUUUGGUAACGCUAGCCAUGUUGCUGGCACGAUUGACGGGUCUGUCGGCAACGUCAAGCUCGUGCACAUUGGCAACUAUACGUAUGCUAUUGCCGUCACAGGGAAAGCGACACCAUGCGGCGAGCUGUACAACCCAGAGAAAGAAAAAAAGCCGCACGUCACCGGACGCUUGUACACGUCCCUCUUUGUUCGGCAUUGGGAUCACUACGUGACGGAGAAUCGAAACGCCAUCUUCCUGGGGACGCUCACCAAGAAAGGCGACAAGUACCAGCUUUCUGAACUUAAGAAUGCGCUCAAAGACACCGGCCUCGAAUCUCCCAUGGACGCUUUCGGCGGAACCGAUAACUUCGACAUUUCGGCCCACGGCCUUGUGUUCACAGCCAAGGAUCCGGCUCUGAACCUGGCCACGCACACGAAGACUAACAUCUACCUGAUUGUAUCCGCAGCCUUCUGGACUGAUCUCUCCUUGAACAUCUCAAAACCUUUCAAGGUACCAAUCUACGGCUUCGAAGGGGCGAGUACGAGCCCAGUAUGGGACAGCGUUGGGCAGCAGAUCGCCUUUCUGUCCAUGCAGACAGACGGCUACGAGUCAGACAAGAACCAAGUUUUCGUAAUGCCAGACUAUCAGCGACCAGGCUGGAUCAACCACAUUUGGGCUACAAAUAACGGGAAGGGCGCAUGGGAUCGGAGUCCUCAGUCCAUCAGCUGGGGUUCCAAAAACCAGCUGUACUUCACGGCAGAGCAAAACGGUCGUAUGGACCUCUUCACGGCCACCUUGACUGGGCCCGGCGCACCAACGCCAGACCUGCUUGUUAAAGGCGGCACCAUCACUGAUGCGCGACCCCUCAAGAAUGGCUCCAUCUUCCUCUCCUCUACCAGCCUCAUCGAGAAUAGUCUGUACUCCCUCGUCCCUGCUAACUAUCCCACCGAAACCAAUGGCCUCACAAAAUCCUACACCCUCCCCAUUGACGACCGUCCGCACGACUCAAAGCCGGCCAAUCUAACGACGAUAUUCGUAUCCUCUAACACGCGCAGCGGCUCCAUGUUCGGCCUCUCGCGCCGCCAGAUCGAUGAGAUACAUUGGCCCGGCGCAAACACCACCUCGAAGCCAUCUGUUCAUGCAUGGGUCGUCAAACCAUCCCACUUCGACUCGACUAAGAAGUACCCACUUGCGUACCUCAUCCACGGCGGCCCGCAAGGCGCAUGGACAGAUGGAUGGAGCACGCGUUGGAAUCCGGCCAUUUUCGCUGAGCAGGGGUACGUCGUUAUCUGCCCUAAUCCAACAGGUAGUACCGGCUAUGGACAAGACUUCGUGGACGCAAUCCAGGGCGAGUGGGGUGGGCUGCCAUACGAAGACCUCGUGAGGGGUUUCGACUGGAUCAAGAAGAACCUGGCCUACGUCGACACUAACCGCGCUGUUGCACUGGGCGCGUCCUAUGGUGGUUAUAUGAUGAACUGGAUACAGGGCCACGAACUGGGGCAGCAGUUCAAAGCGCUUGUUACUCACGACGGCGUCUUCAGCAUGACAGGCCAGAUGGCUUCCGAGGAGUUGUACUUCCCGUUCCACGACCUGAAAGGUCCGCUCUGGCUCAACGCCCCCAUGUGGGCGAAGUGGGAUCCGUCGCGCUUCACGGGCAACUGGAGCACGCCGCACCUCAUUAUCCACUCAGAGCUCGAUUACCGGCUCACUAUUAGCGAGGGCCUUGCAGCUUUCAAUGUACUUCAGGCUCGAGGUGUGGAGAGCCAGUUUCUCACGUUUCCAGAUGAGAAUCACUGGGUGCUGAAGCCGGAGAAUAGCCUCAUGUGGCAUGAGGUUGUACUUGACUGGAUCAAUGAGCACGUUGGGCUGGAGAAAUAUACCAAGGCGCGAAAGAAGGCGCAGGAGACGUCGUCGGCUGAGCAACACAUUGCAAUGCGCUGA
Trematosphaeria pertusa is the source of this 2217-nucleotide messenger RNA. Its product is annotated as dipeptidyl-peptidase-like protein V precursor. The transcript has 2 exons. The record is from RefSeq and is a predicted model, not a curated record. NCBI's taxonomy places the organism in Eukaryota, Fungi, Ascomycota, Dothideomycetes, Pleosporales, Trematosphaeriaceae. Bases 1 to 2217 code for a protein of 738 amino acids. Gene Ontology annotation, molecular function: serine-type endopeptidase activity. Gene Ontology annotation, biological process: proteolysis.